Molecule: messenger RNA, 879 nt
Organism: Dermacentor silvarum
Lineage: Eukaryota; Metazoa; Arthropoda; Arachnida; Ixodida; Ixodidae
Product: boophilin-H2
Exons: 4
Coding region: 53-598 (181 amino acids)
Molecular function (GO): serine-type endopeptidase inhibitor activity
Source: RefSeq, a predicted model, not a curated record
AACGUUGCGUGUGCACCAUUGUUCCAGAACAUAUAAAUACACGAUACUUUUGAUGGACUUGUCAUCGUUCUUCUCGAGAGACCUCAUCAAGAUGAAGCUCUACAUCAUCCUGGCUCUCAUCGGCACCGCAUUUGCGGCAAGAAACUUCGACAAGGAGUGUCGCCAGGCUCCGAACAGCGGAUUCUGCAGAGCUAUGCAGCCGAUGUGGUGGUUCAACGUCAAGAGCGGAAGGUGCGAGCAGUUUUUCUACGGUGGCUGUGGCGGUAACGAGAACAAGUACGAGACCAAAGAACAGUGCGAAGAAAACUGUUUGGCUGAAAAGCCGCUCCUGAGACCAUACCCACGUGUUGAGCCGUUGCUGGGAAUGACGGAAGAUUUUGCUUCUGCGUCCGUCGCAUCAGUUUGCCACAAGCCACCGCACACGGGACCUUGCAAAGCUUCCAUGCCGCGUUUCUACUACGACGCCAACACCAAAUCCUGCCGCCCGUUUGUGUACAGUGGCUGCCAGAGCAACGGCAACAACUUUGAGUCUCACCGCGACUGCAUGUUUUUCUGCGCAUCCCCAAUGCCCGUACGGCCCCAGCCCCGCACGCCAUAAACAAUGCGCUCUCUCUGUUUUAAUGCCGACAGAGGCUGCGCACUUGGAAGACUAUGCCGGCUAAGAAGCGUUGCCCGAGCAACCGAAAAGCAUAAGACGACGAAUAAUGAAAGGUGAUGCUGAUAAAGAUCAUAAUUAUGGAACUCUGCAAAAUAAUAAUAAUAAAAAAUGCAACUGCUGCUAAUCAAGUUCUUAUUAACUUACACGCAGAUGAGUCACGUCUUUUACAAUGCUCUUUGAAAAAUAAAUCACUUUUUAUAAAUUUGGCCCACACAUUUUUU